Molecule: messenger RNA, 1461 nt
Organism: Bipolaris victoriae FI3
Lineage: Eukaryota; Fungi; Ascomycota; Dothideomycetes; Pleosporales; Pleosporaceae
Exons: 1
Coding region: 1-1461 (486 amino acids)
Source: RefSeq, a predicted model, not a curated record
AUGGCAGGCGGCGACAACACAAUCAAGUGCAAAUCAUGCACUAGAGUCCUCGCAGCUGUCACAGCCGAUGGGCUCACUCCUGUACAAGCACCAGAAGAGUUCGGAUGCAGCACCUGCCAGCGGUUUGGCACACUCUACGAUGCUCUGCAAGCUGCAGAUAUCGAAUGGGCGGCUUUCGAAAACAAACGCGAUUCCAUCACGAAGAGUUUUGCGCGAGACAACCACAAAAAAGCCCGCAUGGAAUUCGAUAACUGGCUCAUGACAGUAGAGGCGCUCCCGGUUCCACCGACUGGAGAACGCACUACGCGCAUUGAACAAGCAAGUCCGGAGGUGCAGCAUGUGUUCCAUGGGAGCGAGCAACCACAUUUAGGCAUUGCGCGUCGAAGAUCACAUUCGCCAACAACCCAACCUCCUGUAACAGAUGAAGAAUCACCCAAUCCACGGCCGCAGCAAUGUGACGCGCCACUGUCUUUUCGGCCGUCGCCCAAGCGAUCGCGCAGCAUCAAUUCCCUGCUUGGACGAAAACGACUCAAGUUUUCAGAUACGGUCGAGUUCCACAAGACCUACCGCAGCAGUGAUGAGUAUCACCGGCCUAGCCAACUGUACGUCAGAGGCCGCAAUGCGCCGCCCGAAGGAUCGGAGUACAUGGACACAAGCGGAUCGGGCCAAACAUUUCUUAGGUUCACGCAAAUGAAGAAAGUGGGCGCAAAAUGGGUGGAGCUGAGUGAAGAGGACCUUGCUAAGAAGAGCAAGAGUCCGGCGCUUGCGGUAGCACAGCAGGCCCCUGCAGCAGUAGAGCAGCUGAAGUCGCACAGCAGGAAUGAAGAUGUGGCUGGCAAGUUGGAACAGGAGGGAGAGGCUCCACCAGAUGCUCGUGCAGCCAGGUUGGCCAGACGUGCUGAGGCAUCCAGCAUGGGCUCAGCGCAGACCAAAAGCACGUCAGGUACUCGAAAUCGGGGUAAUAGAAUGGCGCGCAAAGUGAAGGCACCGUUGCCUGACGAUACAUCAAGUGGAGUCCAGGAGUCUCUUAUUCAGCCGACGCUCUCGCUGUCAACAUCAACGGUGCAAGGAAUGAGGGCUGAUGAUACGAACAAUGGCCUAAGUGCAACGAAUGACGUCGGACAGUGUGAUGAGGAACGUGGGGAAAGAACAAGCAUUGCGACCAUUGAAAAAGCAAAUAUUGGACGCAUGCGCAAUGACGAGAUACGAAGCCCAGAACCGUCCAACAACGAGCUCCACUUGGAGGUUCAGCAUAGUGGGACAGCAGGCGAUCGAUACGAGUCGAUCGAGCGCGAUAUCAAAGUAAUGCAAAGUGGGUUACAUUCUGCUAUCAUCACCCAAAACCACUCAGCCAAGGCCAACGAGUCAGCGACCAAGAGCUCAUGCAUCAACUGGGAAAACGCCUACAUGACCACAACUCUAGACGCGCAAAACGCUGCAGCGACAACGCAACUAGAGUAG